Molecule: messenger RNA, 678 nt
Organism: Ipomoea nil (Japanese morning glory)
Lineage: Eukaryota; Viridiplantae; Streptophyta; Magnoliopsida; Solanales; Convolvulaceae
Product: late embryogenesis abundant protein At1g64065-like
Exons: 1
Coding region: 1-678 (225 amino acids)
Source: RefSeq, a predicted model, not a curated record
AUGGCUGCGAAAGAGCAAGUACGGCCAUUGGCCAGCCACCGCUACCUCCACGUUGACGUUGAAAACGAUGACUUUUCCUUGGAGGUGAAGAAGACGCGCCACCGCCACCACGGGAAAUGCAUCAAGUGCUGCGGCUGCUGCACCGCGGUACUACUAGUCGUGGCGGUGGCUAUAAUCGUGCUAGCAACCACCGUUUUCCACGUCAAAGAUCCGACCAUAAAGAUGAACACCAUUACGAUUGAGGGUCUAAGUUUUCUCAGAGCCGGAAACUUAAACCCCAGUGUUAAUAAUAAUCUAACUCUUGUGUCGGAGGUGUCGGUGAAAAACCCAAACGCGGCGUCGUUCAAGUUCGACGAAGCGGCGACGAGUUUGUUCUACGACGGGAAAGUGGUCGGGGAGGCUAAGAUUCCGGCGGGGAAUGCCAGGGCUAGACGGACGCUGCAACUGAACGUAACGGUGGAUGUUAUGGUGGAGAAAUUAUUGGAAGUGCCACGGCUGAAAAGUGAUUUGGUCACGGGCGAGUUGCCCGUUGCUAUUUAUACCACAAUCCACGGUAAGGUUAAUCUUUUGAGGAUAGUGAAGAAGAGUGCUACCCUCAAAAUGAACUGUACCAUGUCGUUUAAUAUAUUAAGACAGGAUAUUGAGAAUCUUCAUUGCCUUAGAGACAUCUCUCUCUAG